GGCCGGCCUGCCUCUCACCUCAGUCCUCGGCUCCGGAUCGCCGGCCCGAGCCCCCGCCCCUCCCCCGCUCCGCGGCCGGGCGCCCCCUCUGCUGGUUCCGCGCCACCCGCGCGCUCACGCCCGGGUACAAUCCUCCCCUUGUCCGCGGCGCCGGCUUCUCGAGUUUUCAGUAGCCUCGGGCUACGCCUUUUUUCCAGGGCGGCGCCCCAGCCCUGCUCCUCCUCGCGGCUGGCCGCACGGCAGCCCCGGUCCCUCUUCCCAGAGCCCCUCCCCGGAGUUGGGAUCCGGGCGCACUGCCCCAGCGCCCUGCGAGCCGCUGUGCGGUCUCCGCCCGCUCCCACGCCAUGGCCUCCUCCGGCCCGGGACUCCGGCUCCUGCCGGGGCUCCUGCUGCUGCUGCUGCUGCCGCCGCCUCCUGCAACCUCGGCCUCCGACCGUCCGCGGGGCAGCGACCCGGUCAACCCAGCUCUCCACGGACACCAAAGUUUCCCAGAGAAGCUGCUGGUGAUCACGGUGGCCACAGCCGAGACGGAAGGAUACCGGCGUUUCCUGCGGUCCGCGGAGUUCUUCAACUACACAGUGCGGACCCUGGGCCUGGGAGAGGAGUGGCGAGGGGGUGAUGUGGCCCGAACAGUUGGUGGAGGACAGAAGGUCAGGUGGCUCAAGAAGGAGAUGGAGAAAUACGCAGACCGCGAGGACAUGGUCAUCAUGUUUGUGGACAGUUACGACGUGAUUCUGGCUGGCAGCCCCUCGGAGCUGCUGAAGAAGUUUGUCCAGACCGGCAGCCGCCUGCUCUUCUCUGCGGAGGGCUUCUGCUGGCCCGAGUGGGGGCUGGCAGAGCAGUACCCUGAGGUGGGCACGGGGAAGCGCUUCCUCAACUCUGGUGGAUUCAUUGGCUUUGCCCCCACCAUCCACCAAGUCGUCCGCCAGUGGAAGUACAAAGACGAUGACGACGACCAGCUGUUCUAUACACGACUCUACCUGGACCCGGGGCUCAGGGAGAAACUCAGCCUCAAUCUGGAUCAUAAAUCCCGGAUCUUUCAGAACCUCAAUGGGGCUUUAGAUGAGGUGGUUUUAAAGUUUGAUCGGAACCGUGUGCGUAUCCGGAAUGUGGCCUAUGACACACUUCCUGUCGUGGUCCAUGGGAACGGUCCCACUAAGCUCCAGCUGAAUUACCUGGGAAACUAUGUCCCUAACGGCUGGACCCCCCAGGGAGGCUGUGGGUUCUGCGGCCGGGACCGGAGGACACUCCCGGGGGGGCAGCCUCCCCCCCGGGUGCUUCUGGCUGUGUUUGUGGAACAACCUACCCCGUUCCUGCCCCGCUUCCUGCAGCGGCUGCUGCUCCUGGACUAUCCCCCGGACAGGAUCACCCUCUUCCUGCAUAACAACGAGGUGUACCAUGAACCCCACAUCGCAGACUCCUGGCCCCAGCUCCAGGACCACUUCUCAGCUGUGAAGCUGGUGGGGCCAGAGGAGGCCCUGACGCCAGGCGAGGCCAGGGACAUAGCCAUGGACACUUGUCGGCAGGACCCGGAGUGCGAAUUCUACUUCAGCCUGGAUGCCGACGCCGUCCUCACCAACCAGCAGACCCUGCGCAUCCUCAUCGAAGAGAACAGGAAGGUGAUAGCGCCCAUGCUGUCCCGUCACGGGAAGCUGUGGUCCAACUUCUGGGGAGCCCUGAGCCCCGACGAGUACUAUGCGCGCUCGGAGGACUACGUAGAGCUGGUACAGCGGAAGCGAGUGGGCGUGUGGAAUGUGCCCUAUAUAUCCCAGGCAUACGUGAUCCGUGGUGAGACCCUGAGGACAGAGCUGCCCCAGAGGGAGGUGUUCUCGGGCAGCGACACUGACCCCGACAUGGCCUUCUGUAAGAGCCUGCGGGACAAGGGCAUCUUUCUCCACCUGAGCAAUCAGCACGAAUUCGGCCGCCUCCUGGCCACUUCCCGGUACGACACCGAUCAUCUGCACCCUGACCUCUGGCAGAUCUUCGACAACCCCCUGGACUGGAAGGAACAGUACAUUCAUGAGAACUACAGCCGGGCCCUCGAAGGGGAGGGACUUGUGGAGCAGCCGUGCCCAGACGUGUACUGGUUCCCGCUGCUGUCCGAGCAGAUGUGCGACGAGCUGGUGGAGGAAAUGGAGCACUACGGCCAGUGGUCAGGGGGCCGGCAUGAGGACUCGAGGCUGGCCGGAGGUUACGAGAACGUGCCCACCGUGGACAUCCACAUGAAGCAGGUGGGCUAUGAGGACGAGUGGCUACAGCUGCUGAGGACGUACGUGGGACCCAUGACAGAGAGCCUGUUCCCAGGCUACCACACCAAGACCCGGGCGGUGAUGAACUUCGUGGUCCGCUACCGGCCGGACGAGCAGCCCUCUCUGCGGCCCCAUCACGACUCGUCCACCUUCACCCUCAACGUGGCCCUCAACCACAAGGGCCUGGAUUAUGAGGGAGGUGGCUGUCGCUUCCUGCGUUAUGACUGCAUAGUCUCGUCCCCGCGGAAGGGCUGGGGGCUCCUGCACCCCGGCCGCCUCACCCACUACCACGAGGGGCUGCCCACGACUCGGGGCACCCGCUAUAUCAUGGUGUCCUUUGUCGACCCCUGACAUUCAACCACUCUGCCACACUCUCCCUACCAUUGUGCCUUUCCGCACGUGCGCGCCCCCGCCCCACAGCCUUGGAGCGGGGGUUGUGUCUGGCGCCUCCCUUCCUGAGUGGAUGCUGGGUGUGCCUGGGACUGAAUGUGCCCCCCCCAACACACAGCCCUCUCAGGAAGCUCCUGGGAGCCCCCUUGCCCCACCCCUCGUUCCCCAAACGUUCAUGGGGAGAAGACUUCUGGGGGCUCCCCAUACAAUAAAUUAUUGUUUCUCAGCCUCCCUCCCAAUAAAGGAGGAUUUGUAA
Messenger RNA from Mustela lutreola (European mink), 2895 nucleotides. RefSeq names its product procollagen-lysine,2-oxoglutarate 5-dioxygenase 3 (gene PLOD3). Gene Ontology annotation, biological process: peptidyl-lysine hydroxylation. Gene Ontology annotation, molecular function: procollagen-lysine 5-dioxygenase activity; L-ascorbic acid binding; procollagen glucosyltransferase activity. The record is from RefSeq and is a predicted model, not a curated record. NCBI's taxonomy places the organism in Eukaryota, Metazoa, Chordata, Mammalia, Carnivora, Mustelidae. Gene Ontology annotation, cellular component: endoplasmic reticulum. The transcript has 20 exons. The coding region runs from base 345 to 2600 and encodes 751 amino acids.